Messenger RNA from Nilaparvata lugens (brown planthopper), 2476 nucleotides. It is a transcript of the gene Jasper, whose product is annotated as PC4 and SFRS1-interacting protein. The record is from RefSeq and is a predicted model, not a curated record. The transcript is spliced from 2 exons. NCBI's taxonomy places the organism in Eukaryota, Metazoa, Arthropoda, Insecta, Hemiptera, Delphacidae. Gene Ontology annotation, cellular component: nucleus. Gene Ontology annotation, molecular function: double-stranded DNA binding; transcription coregulator activity. Gene Ontology annotation, biological process: regulation of transcription by RNA polymerase II. The coding region runs from base 275 to 1738 and encodes 487 amino acids.
AUGAUAAAAAUUUAAAAUAAUUCAUAGCUUUGUAAAUUACUUUUAUGUUAUUAAUCAUUUUGGAAGGAAAUAUUCCGAGCAAUAAAUCAGACAGAUUUUACCAGUUACACAAGUAAUGUUUAGGUCAUUGAGGUUGGUCAUACUGCUUAAAAUUUACUGUUGUUUCCUGUGAUCCUGUGUUGUUAGUGUUUGCAGUUUUUAGUGAAUUUAUUAAAUUAUUGUGAAUUUUUAAGAAAUAUAUAAGUUUUUUAGCCUUUGGGCUUGCAUUUUAAUCAUGGCAAAACGAUACGGACCCGGUGAUAAAGUAUUCGCUAAAGUCAGAGGCUACCCACCUUGGCCCGCGCGAGUAGAAGGAGUCGCUGACGAGACGCCUAACAAAAUGAAAUAUCAUGUAUUUUUUUACGGUACUCGCGAAACAGCAAUUUGCAAAACAGAAGAACUCUUCUCUUAUAUUGAUAAUCGUGAAAAGUUUGGCAAGCCUAUGAAGAAGCGUGGUUUUAAGGAAGGUAUCGAACAAAUUGAGCAAGAGUUGGGAUUAACCCCAAAAGCUCGUCCCGCCAAUCUCAAUACUAGCACAGCUAGCAUAACCCCAUCUGAGAACGACAGUGAUAUCGAAGGAAAUCUUGUUAUCGACGAAGCUCCUCACGGAAAUUCAACGCAAAAGAAGACUCCUAAGGCAGGAUUAACAACACCCAGUCCAAAAGUGAGUGCUACAAAAGCAUCCAAACGAAAGGCAGCUGAAGUUGACAAGUCUGCAGAACCUGAAGCAAAGAAGAGACAAGAUACAACGCCAUCUUCGGCUGAAGCAUCUCAUGACAGUUCAAUUGAUGAGUCAUCUGUAAAAUCAAGAUCUGGACGAAAAAUUAGACCAAAAAAAUUUGCUGAUCAAGAGGGAGCUGAAUCGACAGAAGGAGAAUCUACAAAGGCAAGUACUGAUACUUCUAAGGAAAAAAAAGGACAAAAAGACAUGAUUUGUAGUGUUGAAUCUUCUAUUGACAAUGUGUUGACAGCUUUAACACCCGGUGGCCAGGAAGUGAAAAUAGACUUGAAUAAAAAUAAACCAGAAUCUUUCAAAAGCGAUAAAGCUAGGCUUCAGUGGCACGCAGAAAGUUUGAAAAAAGCUCUUGCAUUGAAAACCAAGAUUGAAUCCGGCGAAAUAAUUCCUGAAGGGAUUAAAAAAGAGCUAGAAGAAAUACACCAUUCAAGACUUAAAGUGAUAGAAGAAAUGGGUAAAGGAUGCUCGGCAGAAGACAACGACUUUAAACUGGAAUAUUUAAGGAUUGAAGCACAGCUUUUAGAUAUUGAUGUGCACAUCCGUGGAAGUCUUAAUCUUGUUCGUGCUGACCCGGAUAAUUGUUUGAGGCUACUUGAUGAAAUGAUGGAAAUCCAACUCACACCUUUAAUGCUGAAGAAGCAUCCCGAAUGCGUGGAAACUAUUAAGAAGCUGCGUAAGUACAUCGGAAACACAUCACGAUGGAACAUGGAUGAGGAGGCCGUCCAGAACUUUACAUCAAAGGCUUCAAUGAUUCGGACCAAGGCGGAGUACGUAUACAAUAAACUCAAGUCCUUGUUUACUGUCCCUGACGGUAAAACUUUCCGAGAGGCUUUUGCUGAAGAAGUAAAAGCUUUCAGCAAAAGAACUGAAAACUUGUCCGUCGACGAAGUUUUCCGACUCACCAAGGACCCGACACCAACGGCGGCGUCUCCUAACAAAGAGGCAACCGGUAAAGAGGAGUAGGAAUCAUAUCUGGUAGGAGUAAAGGGGAAAUUCUUCAUUGAUUCAUAAAGGGAAACGAAUUGACAGUUCUAAUCUUAAGCAUUACUCUGCAAUUAGCAUUUUUCAAAAUAUAUCUCAUAUUGAUCAAUUUUACUUUAAAAUAUUUCGAAUUGAGUUGAUAAGCUGAUGGCCUUCAAUAAGUGUUUUUCAAAAUAUUACCUCUGUGUCCACAAUGUCUUACCGUACUAUCUUAUCAACUACAAGACCAUACUGUCUUAUUAACGUACUAUCUCACUGUUUUAUCAGCGUUCUUAUUAUUUUCAAAACUUGUGAAUAUUUUAUCCAUUCAAUUAGAAAUUUCAUCUAUGUUUAACUACAGUAAACAUUAAAAUGUACGUUCGUCAGCUACUACUAUCCUCUCAAACUGUUUGAUGUUCCCUGAUAAAUAGAUGUUUGUAUAAUCUUAUACUUUAUUAGGUCAAUUCACGUAGUAAUUGUAAAUAUUUUUAGGAGAUUGGUGAUGUCUUGCGAACACAGUAUGAUUAACUGUAGGCAUAUCUCUACUGUAUCAUGACUGUUCCUAUUGCAAUCAUAUUAUUUAUCACAAACUAAAGAUGGUGUAACAACAUUAUUAUUGUAAGAAGUUACCUUUCGUUUUGUUUUUCAAUCAAUUAUCAAGUGGUUUGCUUUCUUAAUGAGUAUUACUCAUCUCCAAAUCAAAUAUUUCAUUUUGAAUCAUUAAAUUUUUGUAUCAAAAAA